AUGGCCCCCGAUGAGUUGAUUUGUAUGGUGUCUUUAGGCGAGAAGGCCAUAUUUAUGAAGCUCUGCUCGACAACACGGUUUUAUGAACUGAAAUUUGAUGUGGCUGAAAGAAUGAAAGUACCUGAAGAAGCUUUAUCCUUGGUAUAUAAAUCCGAGAGGCACCCCAACUUGACUUUUUCGGUUGACAACGAAGAUGACUUGAAGUGCAUGUUGGAGUACAAUCGAAAUGUCGGUUGUACAGAGAUUCACAUGCUCGAUGUUGUUAAUAGUGCUGUUAAUAAAGACAGUGAUGCCUCUUUGAAUGAAGAAUAUUGUCAUCCCCCUUCUGGCGGAAAUGCUUCCAAUUCAGAGAGAAUCCCAACUGAUUGCCCGUCUGGUGAGAACGUAGUGAGAGCUGAUGAUAUUAUCAGUAAAACUUACAGCAUUCCAGACUAUUGGCACACAGCAUUAACUGGAAAGGGCCAACAAUUUGAAACUGCCAUAGAUUUAAGACUAGAGUUGCAAUACUAUUCCAUGGCGAAAAAGUUUGACUACGACUUUGUAAAGAAUGAACCUAAACGUAUCCGAGUUAUUUGUCGAUAUAAGGAGACGUAUGGUUGCCCUUGGAUGCUGUUUGCAUCCCCUGUAAAAAAUGAAAAAAGAAUUGAAAUCAAAAGGUUUGUAAAUGAACAUAGUUGCGGACAACAUACUAGCUUGUCAGGGCAAUCACGGGCAUCUCGUAGAUUCGUAGCAGAACAAUUGCGACCUGUAUUAAAGGUUCGAACUAAAAUCCGCCCAAAGGAUGUGCAAAAGGAGUUCCUCACUCGAUAUGGAUUGAGACUUGAAUACAGUAAGAUAUGGUGGGGCAAAGAAAGAGCGCAGGAGGCUAUGUAUGGUGAUAGUUAUGAGUCUUACGAUCAAUUAAGAUGCUACUGUUAUGUUUUAUGGAAAAUUGUCAGCUCUUACACGUCAAUAUACAUUACCCUUAUGUUCCAAUGUAUUACAUUUACGUGUAAUGUGGUCACACUGUUGUACAGGUAUGAGCAAAAGGUGAAGGAAACAAAUCCAGGAAGCUACAUUUGCAUUGACCAGAAUGAAGGAAGGUUCAAAAGACUGUUUAUAUGUUAUGCUACUUGCAUCGUUGGUUUCUUAAAAGGGUGUAGACCUCUAUUAUUUUUGGAUGGGAUCUUCUUGAAAGAUAGAUACAAAGGCCUGCUCCUGAGCGCUGUAGCAUAUGAUGGAGACCAAGGGAUAUUUCCACUUGCGUAUUGCAUAUGUGAUCAGGAAAACGUUGAUAAUUGGAGCUGGUUCCUGCAAGGCUUGUGGUCUAUACUGUACGAAAGGCCAGACCCAUACAAUCCUCCCCAUCAACUGGUUAUUAUUUCUGAUGCCGACAAGGGAAUCCAAGAAGCGGUGAGAGAAUAUUUUCCUGAAGCAAUUCACUCAAGAUGUGUUCUGCACCUGGUUGAAAAUUUUAGAUCUAAGCUAAAGGAUUUGGGAAUGAAAGCAAAGGACACACAUGUUUUGGGGAAUUUGCUCCAAUCAGCUUGCUAUAAAUACACUGUUGCGGAAUGGAACGACUACAUGAAGGAUAUAUAUGAGAUGUCUCCAGCUGCAUAUGAGAUUGUAAAUAACUACUCGCCAGAGCAUUGGGCGAAUGCCUUCUUCCCUGGCAUUAGGUACUGCCCUCAAUCAUUUCUAGUGAAUAUCCCCUUUUGCAGAUAUGGUCAUGUAACCUCUAACGUUGCAGAAUCCUUUAACAGCUGGAUACGUGAAGCUCGAAUGUUGCGUAUCCUGCAAAUGGUGGAGCAUAUCCACAAGCAAAUUAUGACUCGCAUGAACAACAGACGCAUAAUGGCUGAAAAGUGGAUAAGCUAUCUUUGUCCUAAAGCUGAGCAGAUUGUUGGAGAACAUAUGGAAAGAGGAUCUACGUUAGAGAUUAAGCAAUCUAGAGAUGAUAUAUUCGAAGUGCAAUCACAGAGAACCACUCACGUUGACUUGGGGAAGAGGACAUGCACUUGCCGUGCUUGGGACGUAACUCGUAUUCCUUGUGUGCAUGCUUGUGCAGUCAUCAUUUAUAUGAAAAGAGAGGUAUAUCAGUAUUGUGACUGGUUCAUGUCCGUAGAGGCGUUUAAGAAGAGCUACGAUGAAAUAUUAUAUCUCAUACCAGAUUAUGAGAUGCGUAGUGUUCCCAAGGAUGAAAUCCAGAUUUUGCCACCAAUUACCACGAAGAGGAGGGGAAGAAAUAGAACAAGACGCAUAAACAACAGAACCAUCUUGAAACGUCCUGUCAAAUGUGGUCGAUGCAAGAGCGAAGGGCACAACCGAGCAACUUGUAACGAGCCCAUCCAUGAUUAG
This is a messenger RNA of Asparagus officinalis (garden asparagus), 2337 nucleotides long. RefSeq lists its product as uncharacterized. Gene Ontology annotation, molecular function: zinc ion binding. The coding region runs from base 1 to 2337 and encodes 778 amino acids. The transcript has 4 exons. The record is from RefSeq and is a predicted model, not a curated record. Lineage: Eukaryota; Viridiplantae; Streptophyta; Magnoliopsida; Asparagales; Asparagaceae.